Manihot esculenta (cassava) is the source of this 992-nucleotide messenger RNA. RefSeq names its product alpha carbonic anhydrase 7-like. Lineage: Eukaryota; Viridiplantae; Streptophyta; Magnoliopsida; Malpighiales; Euphorbiaceae. Gene Ontology annotation, molecular function: carbonate dehydratase activity; zinc ion binding. The transcript has 7 exons. The coding region runs from base 50 to 868 and encodes 272 amino acids. The record is from RefSeq and is a predicted model, not a curated record.
CUUUUCUAAUAGCCUUAAUUUUAAAUCUUAAUAAUUCUCCCUAAAAGAUAUGAAAAAGUUUGCAAUCCAAUUGUUGUGUUCCUUCUCCUUCCUCUCUCUUCUCUUGCAUAUCCUUGCAGCAGAAUCUCACCAAACUGGUGAGGAGAAAGAGUUUGGUUACCAAUUAAACAGUGAAAAUGGGCCAAGUCGAUGGGGAGAGCUUGAGCCAGAGUGGAGGACAUGUAGCAAUGGAACCAAGCAGUCUCCUAUUAAUAUAUUGAAGCAAAGUGUUAAAACAGUUACCCAUCUCGGGGAACUUGAUAGAGAUUACAGGCCUUCCAAUGCCACUCUUAAAAAUAAAGGCCAUGAUAUGAUGUUGGAAUGGGAAAGUGGUGCAGGAAGUAUUGAAAUAAAUGGAAAGGAAUACGUUCUGCAACAAUGUCACUGGCAUUCACCUUCUGAGCACACCAUCAAUGGCAGGAGGUUUGCUGUAGAGAUGCAUAUGGUUCAUAAAAGCGAAGAUGGAAAGGUUGCUGUGGUUGGAAUUCUAUUCAAAAUUGGAAAUCCUGAGUCUUUCUUAUCAUCUCUGAGAGACCACUUGAAAUCGGUGAGUGGCACCGGAAAAGCUGAGAAAGUGGUGGGUGUAGUUGAUCCAAAUGAUAUAAAGAUGAGUAGAAAAUAUUACAGAUACAUGGGAUCUCUUACAACUCCUCCAUGCACAGAAAAUGUCACCUGGACCAUUAGCACAAAGGUGAGAACUGUUAGCAAAGAACAAGUGCGAAUGAUUCGUGUGGCAGCUCAUGCUGAAUCUGGUUCAAAUGCAAGACCAAUUCAGGCGACAAAUGGACGAUUAGUGCAACUUUAUCAACCAGAUGAAGAAGAUGAUUAAUUCAUUCACUGCUCAUUACAUAAAGAGAUUGAUUAGUUAAUUAAUUAGAAUAAAAUGGGAUUUGUUCCCAUUAAUUUCCUUCAUUAUUUCCUCCUUCUAUUUGGAUAUACUGUUCAUUUUGUAU